Lingula anatina is the source of this 1463-nucleotide messenger RNA. RefSeq names its product DNA polymerase beta-like. Gene Ontology annotation, molecular function: DNA binding; DNA-directed DNA polymerase activity. Gene Ontology annotation, biological process: base-excision repair; double-strand break repair via nonhomologous end joining. The record is from RefSeq and is a predicted model, not a curated record. Lineage: Eukaryota; Metazoa; Brachiopoda; Lingulata; Lingulida; Lingulidae. Gene Ontology annotation, cellular component: nucleus.
ACCCAGUUCUGCGUCUACUUUCAUGCCGCAGCCUGCUUUGUUUACAUCUAGUUCAACCGGUUGCUGCAUUUCCAGUGUUUUACUACAUUUUUGAAAUAAUGGGAAAGAGAAAAGCAGGUCCAUCAGAUGAAAACCCAAAUGCUGAUUUAUGUGAAGUAUUGCUAGAGCUUGCUGACUAUGAGAAAAAUGUUACAAGGCAGAUGCAUAAGUUUAAUGCUUAUCGAAAAGCUGCAUCAGUACUUUCAAAGCAUCCAACAAGAGUGAAAAAUGGAACAGAAGCUAAAAGACUGGAUGGUAUUGGUGAUAAGAUUGGGAAGAAAAUAGAUGAGAUAAUUGCUACUGGCAAACUACAAAAACUUGAAAAGAUCCGAGCUGAUGACACUAAUGUUGCCAUAAACCUACUGACCCGAGUGACGGGGAUAGGCCCAGCUGCAGCUCAAAAGCUGGUACAGGAAGGGAUAUCGACAAUAGAAGAUUUAAGAAAACACCCAGAAAAGCUUAACCACCAUCAACAAAUUGGACUCAGGCACUUUGAAGAUUUUGAGAAGCGUAUACCUAGAGAAGAAAUGAUCAAAUUACAAGAUAUUGCUUUUAAAGUAAUCAACGAACUAGAUGAAGACUAUGAAGCUAAGGUUUGUGGGAGCUUCAGGAGAGGUGCUGACUCCAGUGGAGAUAUAGAUGUACUUGUAACUCAUCCAAGUUUUACUUCAAAGACAAAGAAAAAGAUAAGACUUCUGCAUGACAUAGUGGACAGCCUGAAGGAAACAGACUUCAUUACAGACACACUUUCCUUAGGAGAUUCCAAGUUUAUGGGUGUUUGUAGACUUCCAGAGGGAAAGGAUGGAAAAGAACAUCCCUUCAGAAGGAUAGAUAUCAGGUUAAUACCUCAUGACCAGUAUUACCCUGCGUUGUUGUACUUUACGGGCAGUGAUGCUUUCAAUAAGAACAUGAGAGCUAAAGCUCUAGAAGAAGGAUUUACAUUAAAUGAAUAUACACUGAGGCCAGUUGGAAGUACAGGUGUUCCAGGGGAGCCCCUUCCCAUCACCAGUGAGAAGGAUAUAUUUGACUAUAUAGGAAUGAAAUACAAAAAUCCAGAAGAGAGAAAUAUGUGAACUGUAACAUUAGAUCAUUAUAAGCAAUAUGAGUUUGUUUUUUUAAAUCAAAAUAGUUCACUAGUUUCACUGUAGGUUGAUGUUGAUGAAAAAAAUGACAUAUGUAUCGAAAGAAAAACACUGAGUUAAGUUUACUUUUCUUAUGUGACUAAAAAUGAAGGGACUUUAUAAUGCUGCAGGACUCCAUGCAGGGUGGUCAGUUUUCAUUUUUAAUCAGAAUCUAGUGAGCAAGUUUGAAUUAUAUGAUUAGUUUCUUGCAGUGGGUAAAUAAUAUCCUUUUGAAAAGUUUUCUAUAAUUCAUUGUUCAAUAUACAUUAUAAGUGAAUUUUAUUAAAAUUUUUUAUACCUUUU